GUGACAUUCACUUCAAUGGCGGCGCUCGCAAGGAUCGGUGGCCGGUACCUGAAAUCCGUCGGCGUAAUUAACACUACCGCCUCAUCAUGUUAUCUUACUCAACGUCGUGGAGUUGCCACUAAGCUCUUUGUUGGCGGAUUAUCGUUUUACACUACCGAGCAAGGAUUGUUAGAGGCAUUUUCCCAAUGUGGCCAAGUUGUGGAAGCUCAAAUAGUAAUGGAUAGAGUCUCUGAUAGAUCCAAAGGUUUCGGUUUUGUGACAUUUGCUUCUGAUGACGAUGCUCGCAAGGCUUUGAUGGAGUUUAAUGGACAGCAAUUAAACGGUCGUGUAAUAUUUGUGGACUACGCUAAGGCGAAGCAAACUUUUGGUGGCGGUGGUGGUGGCGUACCAGUAGCUAGAGGACCGCCUAAGCCAGGCGAAGUAGCUGCUACAACAACACAUGAAACAUUGAACAUGGACUAAACGAAUCAAAAAUUAGCAAAAACGAUGGAUUAUACUGCAUCUGCUAUUCUCUCUCUUGGUAUGAAAACAUUUUUGUGAAGCUUCAGCGCAUUUGCCUAUGUUUCAUUAUGAUCUCUGUUGUUAAAGCAGAAGUAGUUACCUCAACUCUUCCAUGACUCCUACUUAUAUGAUGGAGUUUACUCUUAGAUGUGUAUAUAUCGCUUUUCUAUUCCAGAUUGUGAUUACUAAAGUUUCGAGACUGAUACAAACAAUUUAUUUGUUUUUGUUUAUUAAGUUCAAAGAAAAAAAAUCGUUAGA
Eruca vesicaria subsp. sativa (arugula) is the source of this 759-nucleotide messenger RNA. Lineage: Eukaryota; Viridiplantae; Streptophyta; Magnoliopsida; Brassicales; Brassicaceae. The record is from the annotation of a GenBank genome assembly.